AUGGGGGUCGAACCUCCGUUUAUCUAUGAUCACCCAUCACGAUAUUCAUUCAAUGGUCCCACUGAUAGAGGCUUCAAUCCCAAAGCUGCGACUCAGGCAAGCUGGUCGCCUCCUGUAUCCAAGCCAAAACAAGAUGGUCCAUUGAUCAACUUCAAUAAGCAUCCAGACUCGUACCUGAUUGUGCCGUAUGGCAACCUGAACGUCAAACCGAUGAACCCAAACACGCACACCAGGAUCAAGUACUCGAGACGGAUGCAGCUGGGACUGCGUGUUCUAGCACUAUUUGGAUCACUCGGCCUUCUCUUUUGCGUGAUCGCCAUCAAGGGAACGUCAGGCUCGCUAGGAUGGAUAAUUCGAAUAGCACCAUGUGUUGUCUUGGUGCACACACUCUAUGCCGUAUACCAUUUGUGCCGAUCUGCAACCGGCAGAACUGCCGCAUCGAGCGCAAGCUACAUGCUCUUCGCCGCCAUGAUCGAUGCUGGACUUCUCCCAUUUCUGGCAUUCUCCGCUUUCAUGGCGCAUAAUGAGCACACUAGUGGUACUUACGGCUGGAACACAUUGUUUGAUGUUCCCCUCACGACCUGGUACAUUGUAUACACCACGUUUCUGCUAUGUGUCAUCGAAGGCGGACUUCUUCUCCUCUCACUCGUCCUUGGAGUAUACCUUGCAAUCAUUUUCCGGCAGAUCGCCAAGCUACCCCCUGACAUGAAUCCUCUUGAGCCAAAUCUGACAGCAAGACCACAUAAACGAAACAAGUCAGAAAUUAUAGCAUCAGAGAAUCACAUGAGCCAGACAUCUCUCAUGCCCAACAGCCGCAUGUCUAGCACAGCAGAUCCUCUCAUAGCUCCAGCCAGAAGAGUGCCGUUCAUGCACACUAGGACAGAUUCUGCAGAUCGCAUCCAACUUCAUCAGAACAACAGUGCACGCAGCUCUCGAAUGGAUGUCUCCAGACCCGAAAGUCUGUACCAGCAAUCGAACCACUCCUUCCGUGGCUCAUAUACUCCAAUCAACAAAACACUUUCCAGUCCACCCUCUCGACCACCCUCUCGUCCACAAUCCGUAGCAGCACCUUCCAUCAGCUCCCGUCAAGCUGGUACCGGAUUCGAACACCGGCCGGCACGUUCAUCUCAGCUCGCUCAGGAAGACAAGCCGUGGCAGACAUUCAACGCCAAUGUUCAACUGUCGCCUCGAGACAACUAUCAACACCGAGUAAACGCCCCUCAAUAUGCUCAAUUCAAUCUAUUUAACGACGAGAAUAUCCCGCCGGUAUCGCCUGUCACCUCCCGAGCCAGCACUCCUGACUCAGACCGAGACAUUAACUACUUGGAGAUCAAAAACUGGUACGAAUCCCCACAUAUCAAGAACAAAGGGAGCAAGGAUUAUGUCCCUAUCCAGCAAGACCAACCAGAACAGUAUUCUGCAACGCGAGCACAACAAGUAGGAUACGAGCGUAGGAAAAGUCUGUACGAUCUCGAUCGUGGUCUCGGCUCAAAUAGUGCUGCAGCAAUGAACAAACAGCAGCUCAGCCCACCCAAUCCUCUCGGCAUGAACCCUCCAAGCCCAGCAUAUUCCGCACACGAGCAAGAAGAGACCCGGCAACUCGACGUAACGAAUGAUCUGGAAGAGGAGCCGCAGAGAUACGCACUCUACGACGCACCGAUCAAUCUGCCCCCACUGUCUCAGAGAUCCAGAUCGAAGGUAACAAGCCGACCAUCCAGCUUUGUCGGCUCCGGCAGCAAAGGGCGGUACUACGGCGAUCUACGCAGCCAAGUCGGCACGGUGAGCAGCAAGUUCGAGAAAGACGUGUCAGAGAUCAAGAGUGAUACCGCCUCCAACUAUUCAAAGGAGAACGGUUCGGAGCGGACCGAGUCGAUGGAUAGUAAUAUCCAGAUUCACGGCCAUGACUUUGAUGAUGAAGAUAUUGUGGGUAAGAUGCCUUACAUGGUAGUUGAGGGUGAGAGUGUGCAGGUUGUUGCGAGUAAUGCCGAUGGUGGGGGGAGGAGGUUCUCGUAUGAAAAAGAUGAUGACGACCAAACGGAACGGGGAGGGAAUGAUUAUGAGAGCGACAGGAAGGGUAGGGUGGUCAGUAGCACAGGACAUGAUCUUUCGGCUGGGUAUGCGGGAUUGGGAGCUGAGUUUGGACGCGGCAUGGGGAGGAGGAGGGAGGUUAGCGGGAAGGUUGUCGAGGAGGGGAGAGGAAGUGGAUACGCGUAUGCGGGUGCUGGGAGUGAUGGGGAGGGAGCGCAAGCUCAUACUAAGGCUGGGCUGGAAGGCGGGACGGCAACGGCAAUGGCAGGGGCGAGAAGAAACGGAGAUGCGAACGGGAAGGAGACUAGGACGGGUAUUGCCGCGGCGGGAUGGGCGAGAUUCAAGGGUUUGUGA
Endocarpon pusillum Z07020 is the source of this 2382-nucleotide messenger RNA. RefSeq lists its product as uncharacterized. The transcript is spliced from 2 exons. Lineage: Eukaryota; Fungi; Ascomycota; Eurotiomycetes; Verrucariales; Verrucariaceae. The coding region runs from base 1 to 2382 and encodes 793 amino acids. The record is from RefSeq and is a predicted model, not a curated record.